GGCGGUGGCCGCGAGCGUCCGGGGUGGGGCGCGCGCUGGCUCUCCCUGGCGGCCCCCGCGCCUGGCGUUCUAUCAGUGCGCCCGCCCGCCCGCCUCCUCUCUCUUUCCCCACCCAUCCUCCACGUGCUGCGCUCUAACCCGGAGUUAGAAGGGAAUUAGAACACGCCCCCCGUGUGGGGGUUGUUGUUUUUUUUAGGGCUUUUUGGCGGCUUUUGGGACGGCGGCGAGGGGUGGUGCCCACGCUCCUUGCGCGCCCGCCCCGGAGGCUCGCCCGCGCGGUAGUGCUAGAGGAGGAGGUGAGAGGUGGGCAUGGCGGCUGUUUUGGAGCUGUUGCUGCAGGACGAGGUGGCAGCCAGCGCUGUCGUGCGGUGGCUGAAGGCGAGCCAGAGUCCCUGCGCCGUGGAGGUAAAACGCGCAGCGCCGCCCUUUCUUCACCCCGCCCUCGGUUCGAGCGGGAAGUUUCCGGGGAAACGGAGUUGAUGCCGGCCUUCAAAACUCUGCGCUCCCAAAGGGAGGCGGGAGGAAAAAAAUCCUCUGGCGGGAUGCUAAGUGGGAAGCUGCAGCCUUCAGGCCUGCGCUGUGUGAGCUCCUGAAGGGCUCUUUGGUAGCUCUUCGGGAGCCCAGGUGUAUGUAUGUGCCUCCCUGAGGGAGCCCUUCCCUGAACCUGCGAGCCCUGCUGUGGGACUGAGUUGCUGUGCGCCCUUACGAGUCCUUCCCAUAUGCAGCUUUAAUGAUUCAGAAACAAGACCUACGGAAUUCGUUGGAAGUUGCAAAUAACCGUGCAGAGGAUUUCAGCCGUAGUCGAAAUCACAUUGACGCCUCUCUUCUGCACAUGUGUGAACGACUAUAAUUUUCAAAGCGGUUUGGAUGCACAAAAUAUCGUGGAGGGGGGACUCGUACACAGGAGAGCAGGCUUAUACUUCAUCGAAAAGUUUCAGUCUUUGGUCUACCUGAAGCACGGUGUUGGAUAAGCAUCUGGGAAACAAACGAUCAGGGUUCAGAGUGCGCACGAAGCUGUCUAAAGCAACAGAUUCCACAUACUAUAUCCUCCCUCCCUCUAGUAUCUUGUAUAGGGCUAGGGAUUCCUAGGUGAUGAUUAGCAGGCCAGUUCUGUGUAGAUCUACUUAGAAAGGAACUCCUUUUAGUUCAUCGGGGCUUCUAGCUAAGCAUGCAUAGGACUGAAGUCUAAAUCACUUAAUUUUAUGUCUGAUGAAUGCCUGUUAGUGUGAAAUGGGUCAGUAGCGUUUGAAUAUAUUUUUGUAUUUGUUUUCAUAUGCUAACUUGUGCAUACCUGAUUCCAAAGUGGUUCGUUUCUGUUUUCUGUGCUCUGCAUUCAUAACGAUGAAUUUCAGAUUAAAACUUUUUGUAUUACUUGUGAAAAUGUUCUCACUCACAACCUUUGGUGUAUGGCUGGAAGAUGGGAACUAGCCGCUUCUUCUGUCUUGGUUCAAUUAAAUGAAAAAUACACACACACCCCCCCCGCCAAAGCGAAGAUGCUAACCAGUAGUUGAUGGGGAAGAUCUAGUUAUUGCACCUAAUGGUCACAUUGUAUGAUCAAGAUAAAAAAAAAUAAGCAUUGCAUGAAAAUUGCUAGAAUCAUGGUUCAGUGGUUGAGUUCAGAGGUAAUGCUAAAUGUUAUGGCAUAAUGUUAGAAAAAUGAGCUACAGUGAGUAUUGGGUUCAUGUGUUCUCACCCCACCUCCUGUUCCAUUGUGAGGAGACUGGAAGCUUAUGUUUCUAUUGUAGUGCUGUUGUCGUUUAUUACAUACAAACAAAAACAAUACUCCCCAGUAGAAAAGGCCGUAGGUUGCUUAAUUAGCCAAAGGCCUGGGAAAAGUGAAAUGUUUUUGUCUGGUGCCUAUAGAAUGAAUGAAUGAAUGAAUGAAUGAAUGAAUGUAAUGAAGGUGCUGGGCAAGUCCUCUUGGGGAGAGCAUUCCACAAGUGGAUAGCCACCACAGAAAAGGCCCGUUCUCAUGCUGCCACCCUCCAGACCUUUCUUGGAGAAGUUACGUGAUAAUGAGCACAGGGUCUGGGUCCGUUCAUAUAGGGAGAGUGUUGUUCAAACUCUAUACUAUUGCAAAUCUUUACUAUGGUUUGUUGAAACAAAUCAGCUUUAUAAAUUAUGCUUUAAAGUUGGCAUUUUUUAAACAAACAGUAGUUGAGAUGAACAACUGUUUGUUUAGAUCUGCUUGAUGUGACAAGAUGCAGUUAGUCUAAAACGGAAAUAAAUGUUUCCAAGCUUAUUUUUUCAGUCAUGCUGGAAUGGUAGAUGGAUAAGUUACAAGGGUUUUUGUAAUGCUAAAUCAUGAUUCAACAUUAUGUCUAAAUGAGGCCCGUAUAUCUUCUAUCACCAGUUCAGCAUGGAAGUAAUUUUGCUAAGGAACACUAGAGGGCAAUGUACCUCCUGCUUAGUGAUAUUUCUCACUUUGUGCAAUGUACUACAACUGUUACUCUAAAACUAUCUGAUGCGGACCACCAUUUUCCCCCCAGUGUGCCAGGGCCCACUACCAUAUUUGGUCCCUGAAGUGUAGCACCCAACACGGGCUGUGGUGGAGUCACUGGACUGGCAGCCGAUGUUUUGUGGAUCAGCAUCCACUUUGAGUAGUAUGGUACUGCAUUAAAGUUGCAUUCCUAAGCCCACAGCCUAGGAAGUAAUCCCAUUUGAUUCAUUAUUAGGUCUUUUGGGUAAAUGUGCUUAGGAUCAUACUAAAAUUUCCAAGCUUUAGGGAUGAAUGUCUAUCUUUAUAUAGCUAAAUGAUUAUAUAAAGUCUCUGGCUACAACAAUGGUGAAACUUAGUAAGUACAGUAGUAAAUCAUGUGUGAGAAAAAAUAAGUUCCCUGCUUUAAUCAAUUGUUUGCUUCCUGGUUUUAGAUGCUUUGAAUGGGGUUAAUGUUUUCAGAUUGGUUCACUUUGCUUUAUAUGUUCAUAACCGCCUUAUUCUUAUAAAAAUGGUAAAAUAUCAGUUACUUUAUAUCCGCUGUCCCUCUAUUUCUUUUUAAAUCAAGUUUAUAUUAACUUUGUUUUGUUUUGUUUGUGUGUGUAGGAAAACCAAGUCCACCCCAAGCUAUCCCUCCUGAACUUGCUUCAGAAAGACUUUGUGCCUUUUUUGCUGAAUUAUUUAAGGGAACAGACUAGUCGGAUACUGACCAAUGGACCACCUACUCCUGCUAAAGCACCAAAUUCCAAGCUCCUGGGAAGUUCGUCUAGUUACAGGAAUCAAAGGCUGGGAUCCGAAAGGAGGUCUCGUAGCAUAGCAGGGUCUGGCAGUAGUAGAGGGCAGCUUUUCUUUGAUUCAACUCCCAUCACCGGCAAUUCUGUCUUGGAAUCACAUGGAUCUUCUGUCAUUACGGGAUCAAGCUUAUUGGGUUCCUUCAACGAAUGCCUAAAUACGGAUUCUGGCACCACCACGAGUUUUGGUUCAAGCCCCAUUUUUUCUCGCAACGAGAGGCGCUCUGCUCAGAAAAUAAGUUUAGGGAGUUUCCUUGUUGCUACCCCAGCGAGGCGGGGCAGAAGAAAAGGCAGCGGCUCUGCAAGUGCCUCUGGCCGGCCAGUGGCACAAGACGCGGGCAGAGGCUUGAACGAAGAAGGAAAAGGUGACAGUCCAUCACUGGGUUCAUUGAGGCAGAGGAAACAAGGUGAAGUGAGCCCUGUCUCUACAAGUUCCCCACCUGACCAGCUUAACCUAAAUGACUUGGAGGAAUUUCCGCUCAUGUGUGCCGCUGGAAUGGCAAAGUAAGUCUCGAUGCGAAGCUUUCUCAAUUCCCGCUGGUAUCUAUUGAGAGAGUAGUUUUGCAGCUUACCGUUCUGUAUCAGUAAAUGGGAGGAAGGUACUACUUCUAAAGAUGGCCCCUCCCAGAGCAGGAGCAGCUUGCCAGGUGGGCAGAGGGCGGAGCCACAGCAGUAAGCCUCCCGGCAGCAACAUUGCUGCUGUUUGCUCUGGGGGAGGAGGUGGCAAUGAGUUCAGGGCUGUGCUGGCAUACUAAUGGAGCCAAUCCUGAGCAUCCACUGGUACACAGGGAUGCAUAGCCCUGACCUUGCCAUGGCCUCUCUCUUCCCAGUAAGCAGCCGUGACACCCCAGCUGGGAGGCUUUUGAUGCUGUUCCACCCCACUAGGUGGGCAGCUCCUGUCUCAGUGGUUUGCUCUGGAGGGGAGCACUAGCCCAGUGGCCACUUGAUUAGUUGGGCAUGCUCCUCCCUCCCAGUGCUGGGGCCUGGAAUGCCCCUUUUCGCUCCUUGGCUUCUGUUUGCCAGCCACCUUCCAAAUGCCAUCGUUUUAAGUCCCGUUCUCCUCCCUUGCCUUGAGAUGCUCCAAAUAAUGCUUAAAGUUGAUAUAUGCUUGUUUGAUUACUCUUAAGCCUGAACUCUGACCAAGGUAUUCUGUGAUAUUUUAAUACCUCAGACAAUAUCUAGAGAUAUUGUGGCCGAAAUAUAGCAGCUUGUGGUAGCAGCUUCUCUCUUUUCAACCUGCUGUUGGACGAGGAGCAGAACUAUUUCUUAGUAAAACUACAUGUUUUAUACUUUGAUUUCUCACUUCAGACUUCCAUUUGUGCUACUCUCUCCAGGCACAGGUCUAUGCUUUAAAGCUCUGUGCCUUGAGUGCUGUUUGUUUUUUUGUCUAGGCGGUUCCCCUGUGAAAACCUUCAUUUUACCGCUGAAUAGGAGCAAACGACAAUCUCUGGAAAGCUCCACUGUUGUUUGCUUUGAUCCAGCAUUAAAAUCUGGGUUUUCCUGAGGAAAACACUGGAACAAAUAAACAAAAAAUACUGCUUGGCCACGGAGCUUUAAAGCUUAGACCUAUGCCUGGAAAUGCAGCACAAAAGGAAGUCUGGAUGAGCCCUUGGUUAGUGAAUCCAGGACCAUAGUAGUAUGUGUCAUCAGCUGGCUUCCCCACAGGUGAUUGGAGCAGAAGGAUAAUACACUGUUGUGUUUUCAUCCUCUUAAUCCAGUUUUACUUCCCGUUUCAGCAAAGCCAAACCGUCGAGAAGAAUCAACCCUACUCCAGUGAGUGCUGAGCGAACCCUCUCCAAGCCCAAGAUGUGCUUCACUUCCACUCCUGUUGGCCAGUCUCAAACGUUUCAGUCUCAGUCCGGAACAAGUCCUGAAGCCCUUGUUAUCUCUCAAGAAGUGACCCUGUCUUCCAGUUCGGGUAGCCUUCAGGAGGAGAGAGAGAUGCUGAAGAAGGAACGGUACGUUAUGAAAUCUGUGAUGGGGUGCUUAGUGAAGGGAAGCAUCUGUGAUGUGAGAAAUGUUGAUUUACAUUGCCUUAGAGAAGUAGAGCUGAAUGGCCCAUAUUGUCUUUUUGUGAACAUGCCACGUUUUAUUAUGCUUUCCGUAUUGAUUUGCUUUUGCACACUGCAUAGCUAUGUGGUAUAAAGAAUGAAUGAACAAACAAGUAAUAUUUCUAGGGGCUAUAAUUUCAAUACAGUGGUACCUCGGGUUAAGAACUUAAUUCGUUCUGGAGGUCCGUUCUUAACCUGAAACUGUUCUUAACCUGAAGCACCACUUUAGCUAAUGGGGCCUCUCACUGCCACCGUGCUGCUGGAGCACAAUUUCUGUUCUCAUCCUGAAGCCAAGUUCUUAACCCAAGGUACUAUUUCUGGGUUAGCGGAGUCUGUAACCUGAAGUGUAUGUAACCCGAGGUACCACUGUAUUAAAAAUGGUUGCUUUCUCUGUCACAUUCUGCAGCAACAUGGUUCACUAGCUCAGAAAUCCUACGCUAAAGCCAAACAAUGUUCCUAGAAUCACACAUCAAUAUGAUUUUAUGCUUGAUACCCUUCAAUCUUACAAGUGCUGUGUUAAGAUUAGAAUUUGAUCCAUAAUGCUGAAGGAUCUUUAACUGUUUUAACAUGUCGCAAAUUGCAUUUGUGAAACAUUUUAUGUUUCAAUGAAGAAAUUGCUUUCUUGAUGAAUUGGUGAGCAUUUGAAAGAAUCCCACUGGAUACUACAACAGAGUAGGAGUUUUUCAGUCUCCUCUUACCACUCUUAUUUCAUACCUUUGAAUUGCAGGUCCAAGUUGCUGCAUCCCACAUCUACACCAACAGGAUUAUCUCUGGAUUCUGGCAUACCAAUGAAACCUAAUGUCAGUCAGAAUGCAAGCCUUCCCUCUGAAAACCAGUUGGUAACCUCUGCCGAUGUCAACAAGGUUUCCUGCAGGAAACAGCUGGAACAGCUGGCUCAACUUUAUUCAUUUUGCAUAGCAGGUGAAGAAAUGGCAGUGGAUGCUUUUCAGUCCAUAUUGAUUUGGGAGGAUGCUAAGAAUGGCGACCCAUAGAAAUGUCCUCAAAUUAAUUUUUUUAGUAGUAAUGAAAUUUUAAAUGAGCCUUGACUUCGCAAAUAUAUCGUGGCUUGGAUUUUCCUAUUGUAUGACAAAUGGCAAUUUUUGACCUUUCAUAGAAUUUAUGACAAAAUUCCCAACCCUGAUAAAUAAUUUUAAUGUUUUGGGAGUUGUACAAAGGAAAGCAAUGAAUUCUAUAUCCUUUUUUUAAAAAAUCCUAAGUAUUUAAGCACUUUUUUGCUUACAUCCAGAUGAUUUUUUUUAGUUGUAGAUAUUUUUAUCUUCCUUUAAAAAUGCAUCUUAUAUAGUUCAGGUUUUAAAAAUUAAUGUGAUUAGUCCUAUCAUUCAGGGUACAAGUACAAACCAAAGGUCCUUUUGCAUGUUUUCCUGUUCCUUUACUUUCUUUGCAGAAAACCUUGUGCCAAAUAUCUUCUUGGAGAUCUUUUUUGUGUUCCAGUUGCUAACAUCCAAGGGAACUUCCUCUUUAGAAGAUGGAGAGAAUGACCUGAGUUUCAAUGGAGAGUAUAAAGGUUGGGACUUAGAUUGGAUAAAGAUUUUUGGCUAUUAACAAAAUACAGAUUGUACCACCUGCUAAACAGAGUUAGAGGAGGGUAUACAUUAAAUAUAUUCAUUCAUUUAAUGAAUUUUAAAUGUAAAAUGAAUUUAAAAAAUGUAAUAGAAAUUCCACAGAGUACCAGCGGCUCAAAAUUAAGGAUAUAACAAUUCAGUCCAUCACACAUGGAUCACUGUACAGUGGUACCUCAGGUUAAGUACUUAAUUCGUUCUGGAGGUCCGUUCUUAACCUGAAACUGUUCUUAACCUGAAGCACCCCUUUAGCUAAUGGGGCCUCCCGCUGCUGCCGUGCUGCCACCACGCAAUUUCUGUUCGCAUCCUGAAGCAAAGUUCUUAACCCGAGGUAAUAUUUCUGGGUUAGCGGAGUCUGUAACCUGAAGCGUAUGUAACCCGAGGUACCACUGUAUACAGUACUUUAUGUGUAUAUAAAGCAAAUAAAAUUGUGAGGUUUCCAUUUAUAUCCAUUUUUAAAAAAUAUGAUAAGGUCACAUCUUAUGCAGGGAUUGGUUCCAAGGGUUUCCUGUAUACGCAGAAACCCGUAUACUCAAAUCUUUGAAACUGGCCCUUUUCGAGCAUCUGGAACCACUGUUUGGAGAGGGCCUUGCCCCACUCCAGCAAAGCAGUGAGCUCUUUUGCACUGGGUUUCCCCAGUGCUCUGCCUUGCUCCCCAGCAAGGCCUUCAGAAGCCCCAGGGUGCUUUUUCCAAGUUCCUGCGAGAUCUCACAGGAGCAUUCCAAACCUAGUGCACAGAGAGCAUAAAAACUGUUUUGGUGCUGGAUUUUCCUGGUGCAAAAAGAGCUUCAAAUAUCUCUGCCAUGCUUGGGAAGCAAGGCCCUCUAUGUGUACUGGCUCUACAUUUCACUUGUGCGAUUUCAACUACCAUAUUUACUGGAAUCUAAUGCGCACCUUUUUUGGGCAAAUUACCGUAUUUUUCGUUCUAUAGGACGCACAUUUCCCCCUCCAAAAAUUAAGGGGAAAUGUGUGUGCGUCCUAUAGAGCGAAUGCAGGCUGCGCCGCUAAGCCCAAAGCCAGAACAGAAAGACUGAGUACUGCGGAGCGCUCCGUCUCGCUGCUCUAGCCUGAGGACGGCUGCGCGCACAGCCUCUCCAGGGCAGCAGGGUGCCUUCACCCCGCUGUCCUGCAGAAGCUAGCAAGGCUGUUCCCAAGCCAGAACAGCGAGACGGAGGGCUCCGUCUCGCUGCUCUUACUUGGGGAUGGCUGCGCGCACGGCCUCUCCAGGGCAGCGGGGUGCCUUCACCCCGCUGUCCUGCAGAAGCUAGCAAGGCUGUUCCCAAGCCAGAACAGCAAGAUGGAGGGCUCCGUCUCGCUGCUCUAGCUUGGGGACGGCUGCGCGCAAACCUCUGCAGGGCAGCGGGGCGCUGCGCUCCAAAGGCUUCAGGGAUCUUUGAGGCUGGUGGUGGGGGAAAGCAGCGCUUCCCCCCACCGCCAGCCCCACAAGCUCUGGUGAAUGUACCUUGAACGCACCUUGUUUUAGAGGGGGAGAACAAGAAAAAAAUUUUUCCCCCUGUUCUCCCCCUCCUAUGGUCCGGUGCAUCCUAUGGAGCGAAAAAUACAGUAUGUUGUGAAAAUUAAGGUGCGCAUUAGAUUCAGUGGCACAUUUACAUUCGCCAGCAAAUACUUUUUUUGUUUGUUUCAAGGUUCUGAAAAUUGAGGUGUGCAUUAGAUUUGAGUAUAUAUGUAUGGUUAAAAUCAUGCAAGCUACAUGCACAUAAGACAUUAUCAUACUGUAAUGUCUAGGAGUACUUUACCCUUAUAUUUUGGUAUUUAUUCUUAUGCUUCCAGUACUGAACAAAUUUGCCCCAUUGUUCUAAAGUAUACAAUUUUGUAACCCUCUUCCCAUAUCACCUUAAAAUACAUAGACAUUUAUAUACAAUGCUAUAUGGUACUCUUCCACUCGUGUAAUGUUCGCAUUUCCCUCCCCUCCCAUCUUUUCAGCUGUUAACAUUCUCACUGCAACUAACAUAUAAGCAAUCAUGAUUGUGCACUUAAGUGGUACUACCCCCCCCCAGGUUACUCUGUAAAACUGCAGGGUCUGUGGAUAAUUUACAUCCAGAAAUGUAGUAAAACUACAGUAUUUGAUCUUGCUGCCAGGAAUUCUUGAUGUCAAUGUUUCAAAAAAGAAAGAAAGAAGCUGCUCCUCCCUUGAGAUAUGUCUAUAAGUGUCUUCAUGAAAAUGUGGAUUAUGCGUGCACACACACACAUGGCAAAAAAAAUACCCCAAGUUAAGCUUGAACUUUGAAUAAAGAAUAAUGUACUUUUGACAUAUUUUAUUGUUGGGGACAGUCUUUAAUUUUAUGUUACUGCUCCCCAAAACAGGCUGAUAAAUUGACACAACCUAAUUGAUGUUUGACGUUCUUCUGGUAUUUGAGAUGAAUGAGAAGUAAUAAAGGUAGGGAUUUUGUGAUCUGUUGGUGACCAGUGGCUGAUCUGCCUGUGGUUUUUUUUUUGGGUGGGGGGAGUUAUUGCAGAGAACCAGUUCUUCCACCACAGGGAUUACUUGCAGCUUUCUGUCUGAUGAUUUAAAUUUUUGUUUUGUUUCGUUUACAGAUGCAGUAGAGAGGCAACACUUUCGAAGUGUACACAACUGUGUUUAUUUUGCUGUGAAAGUCUUGGAUUAUCAGUUUCAGUAAGUUGAAUGGCUUAGGUUGUUCUCACCAGUGUACAUAUACUUGCACUCUGAAGUGCUUGGUUUAUUGCUAUAAUAAGUUGGAAUAUCUUGCAUCACAUUGCACACUGUUAACAUAUCCUUAAGUUUGAAAAUUUGGGUUCUGUCAUCUAUUACCGUAUUUUUCACUCUAUAACACGCACCAGACCAUAACACGCACGUAGUUUUUAGAGGAGGAAAACAAGAAAAAAAAUAUUCUAAACGAAACAGUGGAUGUAUGAUUUUUGUGGUUCAUGCUGUGGCCACAGACAUGUGAUCUGACAGUGAGUUUGGAGUAGCUCAAUGCAAAAAUCCUGAAGAUCCAUGUGGAUCCAUGCUUUGUAACCACGUUUUUGCACCACCGCGGCCCCAGGCAACAGUGGGUGCGUGAUUUUUUUGGUGCAAGAUGUAGCCAUGGACGUGCUAUGUGAUCUGAUGGUGAAUUUGGGGUGACCCAGUGCAAAAAUCCUGAGGAUCCAUGUGGAUCCGUGCUUUGUAACCACGUUUUAAGUGGGGAGGAAGGAAAAGCACUCAAGGGACAAGGAGCACGCAUGGGGUGUGUGGAGAAGGAUGCUGCUAAUAAUGAAGGAGAGGAGUAUAAGGGGAGAAGGCUCCUCUGCUCUCCCACUUUGCUCCUUUAAAGCAAGCAGGCUCUGCUUUUCUCCCUCCUCCCGCUCAGCCCCGGCUUAGCGAGCUGAAAAACUUUGCUGCUAUUUAGCGAGCUGAGUGGGGAGAAGAGAGGGACAGAGAGCCUGCUUGCUUUAAAGGAGCCAACUGGACAGGAGCCGCUUACACUUGUGUAAGCAGCUCCUCUCCCGCUUUGCUCCUUUAAAGCAAGCAGUCUCUCUGUCCCUCUCUCCUCCCCACUCAGCGGCUCUUCUCCCGCUUUGCUGUUUCAAAGUGAGCCACAGAGGAGGGAAGGAAGGGGAACCAUGGAUCCUCUGCUCACGACUGCAGCAGAUCCCCCCCGCCACCCAUAGGCAUUCGCUCCAUAACACGCCCAGACAUUUCCCCUUACUUUCUAGGAGGAAAAAAGUGGGUGUUAUGGUGCAAAAAAUACGGUAAUUGACAGAUAGUUCCAGUUGAACAGCUGCCCUACUUCUAUAGAAGGGUAUUUUCUGUUGUGUUUGGAGAUGGUGUUUUUGCUUCUAGUGCCAUCAAAACUAAAAGAAAUCCAGGAACUUCCUUCUCUAAUGACUUUAGUAUAUAUGUUGGCUUUUAUCAAUGGGUAUUAGAGAUUAGGAAUCCGGUGGAAUAGGCUUUAACUGAAAGAUCACAUCUAAACAAUAUAGUGGAGUGUUCCUCUUCUUUUUGUUGUUUUUCUUGGCAGAAUUAUAUCACAUUUAGAGAAAGGAACACUGAAGCUCUUGGCUGAGAAUGACAGGAUCACAUCCUUUUCCCCUGACUUGCAUGAGAGGCUUAUGGCAGUCUAUGAAAACAGCACAGCAAAGGUAAAAACUAAGCAUGUUCUAGAAGAACAGUGUGAAAUCAAGGUCCUCCCAACAGUUAUUGAAACUGUUUUUACUCAGUGUCCUCCCCACUAUUAUGGUAUCUGCUGUAUUCCAUCCUCUUCUAGAAACAGAUUAGUUCUCUUGGUAUAUAUUAUGUAGAAGCUUCCUCUGCAGCUGUAAUUAAAUGAGGAGUGAAAAUACUAUAUCUAGCACUGUGACCAAAACAAAAACCAGAGUGAGAUAAUGAAAUUGACGAGCAUUUGGUGGGUUAGAAAAUGUUGAUCUAUUGCAAACCGGCAAGUUAGUACAUGUUACACCAUUAAGAUCAUGGGACUUUAAAGCUGUAGCAACGGACAGAAGGGAGAACAAGUUGUAAUUGCAACCUCCUUGUUUGUGUUUAUGGUGAAAAGUAUGUUAAAUUAGGAGGAAUGUAUUACACUUACACAUUAUUUUGUAUAUUGAACAGGUCUCCCUGCUGCUGCCUUCAAGCAUACAGUCAGUUUCCUUUCAGCCAGAAACUGACAACCGGUCUAACUUUUCCAGUGAUAAGGCAUUUCAUGUGUUUAAGAAACAAAGGUAUCCUCUGUUUUUUAUCAUGGGAUUUUGCCAAAAUGUACAAUUUGUCAGUUGUUUUAGUUUAUUGAACGUGCAUCAGAGAAUAGAGUAGCUGUCAAGACUCUAUAUCAGUUAUCCAAAGCCACAGGCCUGGUUUGGACAUUUCCUCCCAAGCUUCAUAAAUUAUGUUUUAUGAAACCAGGAACAAGUGUCUGGAUGUUAAUGUCAGCCUUUUGAAUAAGCCCACAAAACACAUUUAUCGGCAGAAUUUCUUACUAGCCUGCUAAGAAGCUAGUGGCGUAGAAAAAGAGAGUAAUAAAAAAUAAUAAAUGCACCUUCUACCCAGUGAACAAUAUCUGCAGUACUCUGUCUAGCCCACUUGGUUUCCAUGCUAGCUGUGGAGGAAGUUGGCCAGCUUACCCACCUGUAUGGGAUUCCUGGGAAAUUGUUAAAUACAAGGCUGAUUAAUGCAGUUCAGAAAUGCAGAAAUUGGCAAGACAGGGGUUCCCUGCAGCUGGAGCAAACUCAUUUGGCUUUCUCAGGUCAAAAGUAGUAGAAGAUAUGGCCUCCUCUGCUCUCCCUAUGCCCACCUUCUGUUUAAAGUACUUUCCAUACAAUGUGUUGUUUGAAUUUAUUUAAGUGGAGUUUUCUACUGAGUAUUUGUGCUUUUAAGAUAGCGGCUUAAGGCCGCAAGCCUAAGCCCACUUGCCUGGGAUUAAGCCUCAGUGAACUCAGUGGGACUUACUUCUGAGUAGACCUAUCUAAGGUUCAGCUGUAGGUGUGCCUGCUAUGUUCUUUGGUCUUUAUUCUCGAACCUUUCUUUAACUAGGGGGAUAUUUGUCAAUUGUCGGCUUUGGAAUGAAAAUGUGUCUUGUAGGAAUGGUCAAAGGGAAUGUGUCUUGUAGGAAUGGUCAAAUUCAACUAAUUUGUUCUGCUAGCAGAAGCCAGUCCUGGUUGCACAAAGGAUCCUUUCCUGCCUCUCUCUUUCUCACACCCCCCUUCAAGUGACCUUCCUAAGUCUGCUUGGGAGGGACCCCUAGAACAGCAGGCAGCAGGGGGAGAGGGAAGAUGGUUCUGUUUGACAAGCAAAAAUUCUUGUGCAGACAGAACAGUCAACUUCAUGCGACAUUGAAUUCCACCCAAAGCUUUGUCGGAACUGUGGUGCUUGUGCAUAAGCAGAAUAACAUGGCCCCAUUUUUGUAUGCUGAUAGUACACCUGAUGACUAUGAUUUUAGAUUUUGAAGCUAACAUGUUUGCCUUGCUCAACAGAGAUAUUUUCUACGAGUUGCUGCGUGAAUGGGAAGACAACUGUGAAAAAACAGGCUGGGACUUUGAGAAGUGUCUGGGAGACAGGAUCAGGUAGGAAUCUUUGGUCUGUAAAUUUAACAAGACUUGAUACAGAGGGCUGCUCAUUGCUGAUGUCUAGUGUGGUCCUCCACUGAGCAGCUGUUCACCACGUUCCAUCGGGAGGAUUGUUUUUAAGGCACAGUUUGCAACAGCUGGAAAUUGCCUCUGAUGAUAUACUUGGUUCAGUGUUAUGGAUUAGAUCCAGUGGUAUGCUGGGACAUGUUGCAAAACUGACUUGCAUUUGGUCCUAAGACCAUGACACCACUGUUACCUAAUAAACUUGCAAUCAUUACUUUGGACAAAAGAAAACCUCAGUUUAAAUUUUUGUUUUAGUUCUUACACUAAAUAAGAAAUUUAUUUAUUUGUUUUGAUAUAAUGGGGUCUCAAAGACUGUAAUUUAAUUACCACCCUUUCUCUCCCCCCCCCCACCAAAAGAGGGGUAAACAUUCCAAGAUAAGUUGAAGAUGCAAAUGUCUUUGAGUGCCAACACACAGGUUGCAUUUAAUUCUGAAAGACAAGAGUUACAAGAGAGUAUUACUGGUAAUGAACAUUUUGCAACCCAAUUUAGCAACAAAAACUAAUUCUACAGUAAGCUACUUAGUUUCACAAAGGGGAGAAUUCUCAGUUCACAUAGAACUUUUUCAGAAUAGUAUUUUCAUAAUUACUUUUAAAACAUUUAAGUCCCCCAGACAUUUGCUGUCUUCUAUAUAUCCGCAUAGAGAAUAAUUUUUUCCUUAUUUUUCUUUGUAGCACUAUUAAUUUGUUUCUGGUUUCACAGGGUCAUGAUGGCUCACCUCUCUGCUGCUUGCAACUACAGCCAUUUUGCCAGGCUCUUUCAGAAGCAGCUUCUUCAGGUAAAGAAACGCUCGCUUCCCAUAAGGAAAAAAAGGGUAUAUUUUGCAAGUAAAACUUUUCUUCAGUUCAUAUCUAAUAGGUGAAAAUACUUGUUCAUUGAAUGCAUAAUUAAUUCAUAAUCUAAUUUCCUCAGUUAGUCUGAGGUACAUCCACCUAACAGUCUAUGGUUUGGGCUGUAGAGACUGCUUGUAUUCAUAAUCAGAUCACAGAGUUAAAGUUAGCACACUCACAAAUUUGACCUCUCUUUUCUCCCCGCUCCCUCCUCUAUGCCAUAGAUGUGUAAAGGUCCAGUUGGUGGUGGUACAAGUUGGGGAGACACCCCAGACCAGGAUGUCCUUAACAUGCUGGGUUCCGAUAAUCUGAGCCGCUUGAAAAGGCUGCAAGAGAGAUUCCUUGUCCCUCAGAGCAUCCGAGGGCCUUGCCCACCUCCCUCCUUCCCUGGAUGCCAGCAGUUCUUCAGGGACUUCAUCCUCAGUGCAGGAAGGUUCGAUACUUAUUGCUAUUUCUAUCUAGGAUGUGUCUGGGUGAGUGACCCUGACUGUAUGGUGGUGGCUGGGUUUUCUAAAUAAAAUAAUGCAAUGGCCUUGUUCAGUGUCACAGUAAACCAUGGUUAGUUUAUGAUAAACAUACUAAUAUUGAUUUCGUGUUCUUGGUUUCUUUGGAGCGAAGCAAACCGUGUCUGGACAUCAUGCUAAGCCAGGGAUUGUGUUUCUCCUGUGUGUUAGCAAGGAGGGACAAAGCAGUUGAAAUCAGCACGUUCACAGUAAAGCACACAUUGUUUACUAGCUGGAUUCAUAACCUAAACAGAUGAGCAUAAGAUCAUUGCAGAAAGAAAACGGUUUAGAUGAAAAGGCUUUGGAAAAGAAUAAGGUCUUUGCCUGGUGCUAGAAUGACAUUAUGCGGGCUUCACCAAGGAGUGUUUGGCAGUGUUUGCAGCAGUGCUGACUACCAGCACGUGAGGGGUUUGGUAGGAAUUAAUCAGAUUUUAAACUUGCGUUGUAGUAACCAUUCUCAAAUGCUGCUGUGGUCGCUUAAGAGAUUACACUCUUUGCUUAAAUUAAGUUGUUCUCCUAAAGAGCUCAUUAUCUUUUUUUUGGUUAAGUUAUCAAUUUAAUCAGCACCUUAUGGACAGCCUGAGCCUGCAAAUACUUGAGCUGGAUGGCCUUGCCUUGGUGGAACAUGAACCCAGUGAUGGAGAAGCAAUGGAUGAACAGGUGUGUAUUGCAUAGAAACAGCCAUUCACAGUUGAGCUUCAGAGGUGUCCAUGUGGGUUAUGAUCUCUCCUACUGCUUGGAAAGGAAGAAUUUGGCUCGUGGCUCUCUCUCUCUCCUCCCCCCCCCCAACCUUUCUGUCUCUAUUGGUUUCAUGGUUGGUUUGGGGCCUUCAUUGUUUGUCUUUCUUUGUCUAUUUGUCUUUAAUAACAUGUUGCUGUUCUAGUGUGGGUCUCCUUUACUUCUCUUUUUGUUGCUCCUCCCUUCUGUCCUGCAUUGUCCUUUCUGAAAAGAGGUGUCUGUCCUUCACACGGUCUUUCUCGCCUGUGAUGUCCCCCCUGCCUCAACUCCUCCAUCAUUGCUCCUCCAACCCCUCCCCCCCCGGUCCAAGUGGUGGGGCAACAGUAGAAAGCCUGGGUGGUAGCUGCAGUGUUAGCCCCAUCCCACUCCUUCUCCAACACAGUGCAAGUAUAUAGAAGACAGUAGCGUUCUCUGAUGAGCCCCAGUUGUCCUAGGUAGACCUGCGACUGCUACCACCAUGCUGAUUUGUCUCUGAUUUGGAUAGUCCUGUCCUUGCUGCACACCCCACAAAAUAUAAUAAUAAACGAACCACCAAAGUGGGAACAUAAGAUUUAACUUAUAGGUUUGUUGUGAGCAUUCAAAACGUUAGGCAUUGCUGCUGUUAUCUGUGGCUAUAAUAUGUCUGGCUUUUCUUUCCACUGCAGGAUGAAAAGAAGCGUUUUGCUGCUGUCCUCAUGAGCCUACGACUUCUGGCAAAGUUUUUUGGUUUCCUUGUCUUCCUGCCUUAUCACACAUCAGAACCAGUGACUGGAGACUUGCUAGAAUCUGCAGUGAUGUUAAGAAACCAAGUGCGUAACCAGCCACAUUUACCUAACAGAAGUAUUUAGUUUUGUUAUUAUCAGAGAGAUGUGCAGGCAUUUCAUUAGAUGAGCCUCUGGGCUCCUCCUGAGGUGGUAGAUACUUGCUGUUUUAACUCCUUUCCUAGUUAAGCAACCUCCAGUAUGGGGAUGGAUGGGUCCUGUGGUCCUGCAGAUGUUGGGGAGUCACAGCUCCUGUGAGGCUGAGAGGAUGCUGAGAGCUGUUCAACAACAUCUAGAGGGCUGCAGGUUCCCCCUGCUGUGCACUAUUAUUGUUUCAGUGAUGCUGCUUGUGUUGCUGCUAUAAACUGAGGGAAGAUUGAGUUACUCAUGCGGUACAGCCAUAUGAAUUAACGACACUCUUGAUAUGGAAGGAAGGGGAAGUGUUUCAUUUAUUGGUGAACACAGUUGCAUCAGAAGCUUGCCCGUUUGCAGAAAGCAUCCUUUUUGAUGUAAACCUCUGCUACAGGGAUGCUCCAAACAAGUAACCCAUAAUGUCAAUAACUAAUUCAGUACAUUGUACAAACUACUCCUCUGGAAUAGUCUCCAUGGACCAUUAUUUGCAGUUAUAUUGUUUACUAGAUUCAUGCCUCCCCACCCGCUCACAUCGAAGUCCAACACUCUUGUUGCUAAACUGCACUGGCUCUCUUGACAUCAGAUCGUGCUGUGUGGUUUGUCAGUGUGCCGGCUGAAUGUGGAAAGCGCGAGGGGUGCUUAUUAUUAUUUCAAUUUAUUACCUGCCUUUCACUCCAGGGUCAUAGGGCAGGGUACAACCAUUUGAAAUACAGUUUAGCCAGAUGAGUGACUUGAGAUUGCUGGAUUUGAAUAGGCUUCAUAUCCAAAAUAUAUUGGGUCUCUCUGAGAUACUGCUCUGAUACCUUUCCUUGAUAUGUGAAACUGAUUGCACGCUUGUGUCUUUCUGUCUUCCCUGCCCCACUUCCCCACAAAAACUGUUUUUUGAGCUCAGAACUUAACUAGCUGCUCUGAGUGAUGUUAGCUAAAAACACCCCCCUUUCUUUGCCAAAUUAAAAAGUAUACAAAGGAAGAUGCAACAAGACCUGAAUAAUAAGCCCAGGUGCUUGUGUGCUCAAGGCUUACCUCCAUCUCUGCAAGAGGAGCGUGUUCUGUUCACACAAAUUAGCCAAGGAAAGAGUUUUCCUCUUAGUGGUGAAGGAAAGAGAACCCGAUAGAGGGAAAUAGGGACAGAAAUGAAAGAGGAGUUGGAUAUGUUUAUUUGCCUUUCCUACUUUUUGGUGGUUCAUCAUCAAACAUCUGGUGGUUGCCCAUGAUAGUAAGUAAUGCUGAAAGUUAACAUUUUCCUAAUGUUUUCCCUUAAGACCCAUCCUGUGCUGGAUAUAUUGAAGCUGCUUAGGCAAUCAAUACAGAAACGAUGCACGGUCUUGACUGUACCUUGGGUUGUAGAGUUCCUUUCCCUUAUGGAUCAUAUCGCCCCAUUUCUGGACUACUAUGGGAAGAUAUUUGCUCUCCUCUUGCAGCUGUACAGGUAAGAGGUUGGAAAGAAAUAUUUGCAUCUUAAUUGAGAUCUGCAUCAAGGACCUAAAUUCUUGUGAGGGUAGGACAUUGGCUUCUUAGUAAAGCUUUUAUUGUACUCAUGAACAAUUUCUGGGUCUACGGAAACGACUUAAAGCUUUCUUUUACAGUAUAUACCAAGAAAUUUAUAGCACAGAGUUAAAUAUGUAAUUACCACAGUAUAGGAACGCUCCGCUGAUGACUUGAUAUAUAUCAUAUUCCUCUAGCUGCAAAUGUUCACAUCCUUCCAUUACAUCUCAAUAUUUGCAGAAACAAAUGAAGAAGUUGAAAGUCAAUUUUUUCCAGUAGUGCAUUUCAAAUGGUAGUUGUGUUGUACAGUUAACCAUAAACCAUAGCUUACAGUGAACGAGCAGCACGCUAGUACAUUCUUCUGAAUUGCUCCCAUUUUGUUCCUUUGUUCAUGGAGCCAGGAGUAACAAACCAUGAGUCAUGGCUCUUACCAUGGGAGAAACAAACCACACACAUUGGUUCACAUAUCACGGUAAGCCAAGGUUUUUUGUAUGCUACGCCCUGGCUUCAUGAAUAAUGGAGGGAAAUAGGAACAAUGUAGUAGCUUGCACUAGUGCAUGUCUUGUUUACGGGUUUCCUGCGGGGCACAAAUGGGGCCAGAGUUUUAAUAUGCAAGGGAAAUGAGAGAGUACAGCAAAAGAAACUUGCAAAAGGGGGAAAUGCAGAGGUGGUAAAACUGAUAAAACCUUUGAAGUUUAUUGUUCUCUAUUCUGUAACCUUUUGUUACAGAUACCUGCUGAUUUCUGAAAAUAAAGAGAUGUGUUUCCUGAACAAGCUGCUGAUCCUUGCCAUUUUGGGAUGGCUUUUUCAUGUACGGAUGAGUGUUUGUAACAAACAUUGUACCUUUGAAAAAACUUCACAAGCCCUGUAGAAAUCGUCAAGUAAAACUUUCCUUACUGUACUUUCCUUAAGCCUUUUAAGUGUUUCACCCAUGUAAGCAUUCAUCCACUCCUGUAUGUGAAGCUGAAUUUUUGCUUAGCUCUGCCCUCCUUGGAGAAUUAACUAUUUGGGGCUUGUCUUCCAGGUGCCUACUGUCCCAGGGAAUCUGUUCUUUGCGGGCGAAGUGAGAUCAGAAGAACUGGCAACAGACUCUGCAGCAACUGUUCAAGCUCUGGUAAACUUACGUAGAUGAGUGUCGGCGGGUGUGUUUGAAAGAGAGCAACUGUAAUGUUAUUUGUUUAAGACACGCGAAGCCUAAGAGUGACCUGAAGAAUAAAGAGAAGUCUGUGGACUUCUGUGCACUUAUCUAAUGCUUCUGAAAGGAAUCAAUCUGUUGUUUGUUCUUUUCCCCUUAGGAUUCUGUGCCUGUGGUGGAUCAGCAGUUACUUUAUACCUGCUGUCCAUAUCUUGGUAAGUGAUUUCUCAAAGUACAGUGGUACCUCUGGUUAAGUACUUAAUUUGUUUCGGAGGUCCGUUUUAACCUGAAACUGUUCUUAACCUGAAGCACCACUUUAGCUAAUGGGGCCUCCUGCUGCUGCUGCUGCUGCUGCACCACCGGAACACAAUUUCUGUUCUCAUCCUGAAGCAAAGGUCUUAACCCGAGGUACUAUUUCUUGGUUAGCAGAGUCUGUAACCUGAAGCGUAUGUAACCCGAGGUACCACUGUAUGUCUUGUGUCAGAAACAAUAUGCUGCUUGAGAAAUCUGGAAUCUCUCCUUUGCCUGGCAGUGGAAAGAGCAUCUAGGGAUAAAACGUUGAGCUUCCUACUCCAAAAUUGAGUUACAAUUAUCUGUUAAAAGGUUUUUUGCGUGUUUCAGUAUGGCACUUAAACUGGGCCCACAGAUUAGGGGGUUGUGACCUGUGGAAAUACUAUUUGGUGAUUUGUCCUUGCUUUUCCAUUCACCGUGAAUAACAUCCUGAACUGCUUAUGAUUCUGAGUUCCUACUCAAGUGUGGUUGGGAUCAUGGCUGCUUUUUCUUCCAGUGUUCAGUCUCAUACACUUCUCUGCAAUUUUCUGUCUCCAACUCCUCCUGGAUUUAAUUAUAUUUCACUCAUUUCGUUGUGUCUGACCCGAAUAAAAGUUAGUUGGAUACCACCCCUAAAUUUUAAAAUUGUCAAUCAGAUUGAAUUUUAAAAACCAGAGUGUUCAGAUAUCUACGUGUGCCGUCUUGUAAUCCGCGUAUCCUUCUGCUCUAGGUGAGUUGAGGAAACUGCUGUCGUCUUUUGUGUUGGGAAGCGGAGGAAAGAAUGGUGGUUAUGUAAGGAAAAUAACUCCGACUGCUGCUGAGACCUUGGUUCCAAAGCCUCCCAUCACACAGCAGAAGCUUCAGGUGAGAGGUGUUUUGGGACUGCCACUCCCAUCAUCCUUGACCAUUGGUCCUGUUGGCUUGGGAUGAUUAGAGCUGGAGUCCAGCAAGAUCUGUAAGGCAGCAGGUUGGGGAAGGCUGGAUUUUUUCAAGGAGUAAUUUCUCAACUUGCACUUUGAUAUUUUAUUUUUUUAGUGGAGCUGUGCAAUAAGUAGCCAUAUACCCUAUGCCACUAAUUUUGUGUGAAUUGCAAGCAUGCAAGAGGUAAUUGACCCCUAGCUAAAUAAAGAAAUGGGAAAGGGAAUUAGAGAACAGAGUUAGGAAAAACCUGAAUUUGCUGCCAAGCUUAUAAAAUGCUAAAAAAACUGUUUUGGUGGGUGGGUUUGUUUGUUUCUUUUUUACAAUCAAGCAGUAUAUAAAUUUCAUGAAAUAAAGCAUAUGCAAGCAUUAAAAAGUCUUUAUUUUGGGGGCAGGCCAGUCGAUUGAAAACUCAACUUGCUUUUUAUAUUUGUCUCUUGUUCCUUGCUCCCCAUUUAUGGGACAUUAUUUUUUGAUGUUUUUUGAUGUUUUGUUUCAAGGGUAGUGGCAUUCAACUAACAUUUACUCAGAGGUGACCCACUGAAAUUGAUUGAUUAUGCCCACUCAUUUCAGUGGGUCUGCCCUGAAUAAAAUUUAGUUGGAUACCACCCUUAAAUUUAAAAAAUGCCAAUCAAAGAAUAAACAAUCAAAGCAUUCAGAUAUACUUUAGGAAUGGCUCGUGUUGGGGGGGGGGCAAUGCUUCAUGUAGAAUGCUUUGGUUUCCUUAGGAUUCUUGUUCUUCCUGUUUUUAACAGGCAGAGCUGGAACAAGCCUUCUUCCACAAUCAGCCCCCAUCUCUGCGGAGAACUGUAGAAUUUGUGGCAGAGAGAAUUGGAUCCAACUGUGUCAAGCACAUCAAGUAAGGGCAGGAAAGGCACCUGUAACCUGAUGGACUUCAUAAAUGGUCUGGUGGGGAGAAUUUACGCCAAAAGAUCUUUUCCCCAUAUAAGCAGGCAGCUUUUAAAUGAUGCAAGGACAUGCAUGUGGGUUUUACUGAUACAGCUCUUAGUCUUGUGCAUCCCUUAUAUUGCUGUUGUGAAAUUUGUCAGUAGAGCAAAUGGUGAUGGUGAAUUGUGAAAUGUGAGAAAUAUUGAGUGAGAUCAUCAACUGGUUUUAUUAUUAAAUGUAAGUGCUAAGCCUUUGUGCUCACUCACUACAGAAGCUUGCUUGGCUCCUCUCUGUGUGUCGUUUUGGUGCCUGGCAAAGACACUUUUAUUUUCCUACUCUUUUAAAUCUCCAGUACAUUGCUUUUAAGCUCCUUUAUGUUUGUUCUCAUUUGUUGUCUGUUUUGUAAUGCUUCCCCUUCUUAAUUCACUUUUAGUGUGAGUUCUGUGGCAAAUGUAACACACACACACUCUUUAGGCUCUUUUGAUAAGGUUGUGCAUGUGUGAUUGCUGCCUGCUUAUAUUGUAGCUUUAUCCACAUGGUAUCACUUAUAUUUUAUAUAGAGUUAUGCCAUGACCUACAGUAAUAAACAACAGGAAAAUGUUAAGAUUGGCACACACACCAUUAUGUUUCUAGGUCAACAAACCCUGUUUUUUUGGAUUGGCAGUGAGAUGCUCAAGAGUCUCUCCCUCUCAUGCACCUAGGUUCACAGCAGACGCGUGUUAAACUAUAGUUUCCCAUGGUAUCCAAACCAUUAAUAGAAGGCUUUCCUGCAAACCUGAUUCAGGAUGUAAAUUCUGAACCUGUAAUUUCUCAGGAUAUAUUUUGGUUGUUGUUUUUUAAUUAUUGUGCUAUUACUAUUGGCUUUUGCAGGGCAACUCUGGUAGCAGAGCUGGUGAAAAGAGCCAAAGUCAUGUUACAGGACAAAGUGAAGGCGGAAGUCGGCAAUUACGACAAACUGCUGGAUGAAGUGUGCUCUCAGCUGUAUGAAGAAGGUGCACAGGCUCUUACUCAAGGCAAAGAGUAAGGAACAACAGCUGGGUGACAUGAUAGAUCUUCCCUUGUGGUCAUGCUGCUGUCUUGGGCUGUCACAUUGAGACUGCGCCCAGUAUGUGGUCACUUCAGUUCUCACCUUGGUAUCAGCCAACUGGCAGAUUGGCUCAGUUUCCCCUCUGGCUUUCAGGUGUAGGUACCCAACUUUAGAGGGAGCUGAGUAGGAAACUGUUCUGCUUUCAGUUACUCCCAGCAAUUUGAAUCCAUUUGAAUUCAUAUUUGGGCUGCAUCCCUGGGGGGACUAAAAAUACAGAUUUUCUAAUAUCAUGUCUUACAUAUAAUGUUUCAGGCGGUGCUUUUUAUAAUGCCUAUGUACAUCUACAGAUUUUGCAGGAAGAAGGCCCCUGAGGCUGUGAAAAUCUUGCUGCCAGAAGAGACAUCUGCAGCAGUAUGUAUAUUUUAGGAUACUUGUCCUUUUUUUCUGAGGCUUUCUUUUUGCUUUUUCUACAUUGGAAAAUUGUGCUUAUUUUUUUUUUUUUACACGGUGACUUAAAAAUGGCCAGAAGCCAAAAAGUUCUGAACCUCGUGAUCAUCUAAAAUAGCCAGGCCUUUUUGCUAAAACAAGCAAGCAUUGAAACAUUAAAGCUGUUUCUAAAAUCUCAACAUCCUCAUUCAGUCAGUCACGUUAAAAGGAGGUGUGACAGUUCCUAGCUCUUAAGGCCCAAGUAAUACUUCUCUGCAUUUUUUCCAGCUACAAAAAAAAAUGUUCCAAUUGCCAUAUUGGGCCAUUCAAGGAACAGUUGCUUUAUAUUCCUCUUAAUCAACAUUUUAGCAGCAGUUGGAGGAGCCAAAGCCAAUCCCCAUUUAUCGUUUCAGCAGGAUGGUGAGAAACCAAAAUCAGUCCCUCAAUUUUCAUUCGAGGCUAAUUUUCCAUCUGAUUUCUUGUGCUUGCUGCAGCUUUGUAUUGAUUUGUUGUGACUGUUGUUGAUAGUGUAUUCACAGCCUUGAAUGUAAUCAGUAGAAAUAACUAUAAAUCUCACCUGCUCUUCCACCCAAGGUUUUGAGCUGUGCAGCAAAUAUUGCGGUGGGGCUAGCUACCGAGAAGGCCUGCACUUGGCUCACCACCAACAUCACAGGUAGGCUUUUCCACUGUUUCUAUGUGCUUAACCCCUGUGUGCCAUUUGGUGGCUGUGGCGAAAAAGACCUUUUCCCAGUAUAAGCGGGUGUGCCAACUGUGUCUGUUUCUGAAAGAGGCAGAUCUAUGGUUCCCAGUUAUCUUAAGUACUUUGGACCUCGUUUUUCAAAAGCCAAGCCAUGGACCCCCUACUUUUGAAAAUGUUUUGUUGCUUGAAAAGUGCUACCAUACCCUCCAACGUGUCCCAGCACAAAACUGGGAUGUGCAUCUUCUGGCCAUACUCCUGCAUGAGUCAUGUGACCUGUGUGAAUGCAUCCCCCCCAGUGAGAUGCCCCACAUAGCUGAUGGCUACAUGCCACAGACCCCCUGGGUGGGCAUCAGCAUGCGACUGAAGGUCUACAGACCACCAAUUGGGAAACACUGCUUUAGAUACAUCGCAUAUGAGCUACUGCAACACACUCUACAUGGGGCUGCCUCUAAAAAGCGUCUGGAAACUUGUUCAAAGUGUGGCAGCAAGGAUGCUAACUGGAGCUGGGGGUGGGGAGCAUGUUACUGCACUUCAUUGAAACCACUUCAUUGGCUCCAUGGGUGUUUCCAGGCCCGAUUCAGAACUCUUGCGAGAGGGAUCAGUCUCUCGCUGGCAGCCUGCUGGCAGGGAAGUGAAUGAGAAGCGGGUAAUAUAAACAACUGAAACAAGUGGCCCUGUUUUGCUGCCUUCCAGCCCCUGACAGAUUACUCCAGAAAGGCUGCCCUCUCUUGUUCAGAUUAUGCAGCUUGAACUUUGCAGAGGUGAACUGCCAUCUGAAUGCUGAUAUUAAAGGAGGAACCCCAUAAGGCUGAUGCAGGGAGGUGGCUCUGUAUUAUGUAAUGAGUGUCUGGUUUUCAGUGUCCAGGGUGUGAAAGCGAGUGUAUGUUUUGGUUCCUUUUACAGCCUUGAUUAAGAGAGAAGUGAAGGCCACGUUCAGCCGCAUGCUGAAAACGCAGGCGCUUUCUCUGCCUAGUACUAGUGAAGCUGUGCAGAAGAAGAAGGGGUGCUCUCCAGACUGUCAGCAUCAGGCUGCAUUCCCCUCACAGAUCAUAAACGAAAUCAAGGUAUGAAUCCGCUGCUCUCUCCUCUUAACCUUUGUUGUUAUUCUGGCUAUUUAUUAAUAAUAUUUAUAUGUCUCCUGAUGACAAAAUUCUCUGGGUGGUUUACAGUAACAAUAAAAUUGUGAAAUAAACAAUGCAAUACAGCUUAGAAAUUAAAUAAACAGAUUUUAGAUAAAAAUAAAAAGGUUUUCACUUGGCACCAAAAAAGUUGCAGAGGCAGGCAGGCCAGGCGAGCCUCUCAAGUGAGAGCAUUCACCAACUGGGGUGUCACCACCCAAAAGGCCCUCUCCCCAGCAGCUGUCUGUGACACCUUUGUGGGUGCAGACAAAGCAGGGCCUCCAAAGAUCAUCUGUGGGCCUGGGAGGGGAUCCUUUUUUAGGUAAUGGUAGGGAACUUCCAGCCAUUUCCCUCAGAGGCUGAAACAGGGGUGGGGGUUUCAUCUGAAAGUCCUUUGCAAAAAACCUCAAAGGAGCUGCCACCCCACCUUUAAAGGAGAAUGGAGGUGGCUGCCAGGGCAAAGCAGCUUUGAAGCUGCAACAGGUUCCCAGCCGGCUGUUGGGUUCUUGGAAACCUGACACAUUUUGAGAGCUGGGUGGUUGCUGCCUGCCUGCCAAUCAUGUGAUGUCAUUGGUGAUGCCACGUGACUAACAGGUAGGUGGCACCACCCAAUUUGGCUUGUAAGGCCAGUCCGGAUAAGGAUCCAGUCUAUGGAGGUUCUGCUUUAGGUAACUUGCUCCCAUUAGUAAUUCAUUUGAUGGCGACAGCUACCACUCUCCCACCCCAAGCUUUUACUAUGUGACAUAUUUCUGAGCAUCCUUGUCUACAAGGAGGCUUAUUUGAUGGGGAAAUGGGUGGGAUAGCCCAGCCCUGUGCUGCCUUCUUUGCCGUUUCUCAGGCUUCACUGUGAUAUUUUGUCUUUUCUAUAUGGUUAGCAGAGCUCUCUAGGAUUCCAGAACAUAUACGUGCAUUCUGAGUCACAAAUGCUGUUAUAUCUAGGAUGUGCUGUGCCUUGCUGUCGGCCCAAGGAAUGAGGAUGAAGCAGUCCAGUUUGCCGAUUUGGAAAAUUUGUUGGAACGGUUGAGCCAGACCCUUGGAUGCAGAAAGGUAGAGAUGAGUGCAUUACUUGCAGAAUUAUUUCUGACAUAGCCUUUUAUCAGCAGUGGAGAUGGAGAGAGAAAGAGAGGAGGGUGGAGGAGCAGUGUUAAUAUAUGUACUAGGUUCAGCAGUUGUUUUCACUUUUCCUAAUUAACUUAUGGUUCCUGUGUAUGCGAGAGAAUUUCUAAAUUAAACUGCCCUCCUAAGGUUUACUUGUUAGGGAAUUUGCUUGUAAAUCAUAUGAAAGGCACAUACAUGUAUUAGUUUACAGCUCUCACCCUUUUAUCCACUGGGAAAGACUCAAAGCCCCUGCUGGCCUGUAUAUAAAGCCAUAGCUGUGCAUGUCUUCGUAAUUGCUUGCGAUACUUGAAUACUCAAAAUGCAAAGUGUUUGAUAAGAUAGCAGCCUCAGAUACAUUCUCUGUACCUGUGAAAGCAUUUCUUUGUAGUCAGUUUUCAGCUUUGUGUUUUUCAGUUCAUAUGCCCAGCGUCAGAGCAGCAACUGGCCAAGUGCACAGUAGAGCUGGCUUCCCUUCUAGGUAAGAGCUGUAAUUCUCAUCCCUGUUCCUCUUCCCUUCAAUCUUAAUUAGACUAUCUCAUUUUGGAGGAGUGGCUGUCCUGAAUGGUAUCAAACCGUCAAGGCUUGCUUGCUUAUGUAUUUAUUUUCUAUACCACUCUUAUGCGAGAACCAUCUGGUUUACAAUAUAAAAACACAAAAAUACAGUCAUACCUUGGGUUACAGACGCUUCAGGUUGCACGAUUUUGGGUUGCGCACCGGAACGGGUUACUUCCGGGUUUCGGUGCUUGCGCAUGCGCAGAAGCGCCGAAUUGCAACCCGUGCGUGCACAGACGUGGCGCUGCAGGUUGCGAACACUGUGGGUUGCGAACGUGCUUCCUGCACGGAUCACAUUCGCAACUUGAGUGUCCACUGUACUAUAGUAAUAAACUAUAACAAGUAUAGUCAGUCCAUAGAUUGUUUAAUUAGCAACAAAGGCACCAGGUGAGCGUCCCUGGAGAGAGCAUUCCACAAAUGGGAAGCCACCAGAGAAAAGGCCUGUGUUGCCACCCUCUGGACCUCUCAUGGAUGAGGCACACGAAGAAGGGCCUCAGAUCGUGAUCGCAGGGUCCAGGCAUGAUCCCACAGUAGUAUUUGGGGGAAGCUGAGUUCAUUUGUUAGCUGUGAAGGCCUCCUAAACCGAGAGGGCUCACCCCAUACCCUGGAGGUUCCUGAAGCCCUUCUCCUCUUGCGUGGAUGGAAAGAGUUGCCCCCAUCAUGGUACGAUGUCACUUUUUCAGAAUUAAAAAUAACUCACAUGAGGAAGUCCAGCAUUUCUAUCUCAGUUGCUUCUAGUUUCAGAUCGUGUUCCUAUCCAUGGGCUGACCUUCCCAGCCCCAAAGAAGCAGGAGCAGCAGCAAGCAAAGAACCGCUUCAUCUCUAGCCUUCUGAAGUCCCUGCUCUCCAUCUGGAAAGAAGACUUUGAGGCACCUGUACCCUUGCAGCUGAUCUUCAGUAGGAAAAAUGCUGCCUCCCUUGCGGAAAACAAACAGGACAAGGUGGGGGGCUUCUGAGUGCUUUCAGAGCCACUUGCUAAACCUCCUUAUGCUCCUUACCUUUGGCAUAAUCUAACAUAAGACUGGGGAGUGCUUGGCUUUCACUGUUCAGUGAAAGAGUAAAGUUGUCACAUACUAUUUCUGCAAGGAUGCCAGUGAGAGAUAUAGGUAAAAGUAUGUGGAAAUGCGGGUGGCGCUGUGGUCUAAACCACAGAGCCUAGGGCUUGCCGAUCAGAAGGUUGGUGGUUCGAAUCCCUGCAACGGGGUGAGCUCCUGUUGUUCGGUCCCUGCUCCUGCCAACCUAGCAGUUCAAAAACACGUCAGAGUGCAAGCAGAUAAAUAGGUACCGCUCCAGCGGGAAGGUAAACAGCGUUUCCGUGUGUUGCUCUGGUUUGCCAGAAGCGGCUUAGUCAUGCUGGCCACAUGACCUGGAAGCUGUCUGUGGACAAACACCAGCUCCCUCGGCCAGUAAAGUGAGAUGAGCGCCGCAACCCCAGAGUCAUUUGCGACUGGACUUAAUGGUCAGGGGUCCCUUUACCUUUACCUUAUGUGGAAAUAAAUAUUUUGUUCAGGAAUUGCCAAGCUGGCACAAGUGAAGGCUUCUUGGCCACCAGGUUGACAACACUUGUGAGUUUUUUGACUUUCUUUUUUUGGGGGGGACGGGGACUGGUAAACACUUACUUUGCCUGGGAGGGGCAUGACAGACAUCCUCAUUUCCGAUGGGUGCUGGGUUAACGUGGUCACUAUUUAGUGUUAAUUUCUCCCUGUAUUCCCACAGCAGAGAUAGUAUAGCAGUAACUCUUUGUGGUGGCGUUCUUAUUUACCGGCAGCAAGAUGUUACAAGGAUGAAGCACUUUUAAAACAAAGCAGGAAUGUUAUUUGGUUACACUCAAAAGCUUUGUGGUUACUGUUGCAAGGCACAAUACUUGGUUUCAAAUAGACACUCUUAAUAGAGAUGUUCAAUAACUGUCUUAACGCUGUAAUCUUGUUACUGGUUAAUGUAAGUUCUUUGCAGGACAGCUGUUGGUUUACGCUAUCCCUAAAACCCAUCCAGCCCCUCCUGCAGUCCUAGCCUUUUCUUCACUUAGGUAGAUUUUAAAUUGUAUGGCUGUACUGUUAUAUCCUGCCCUGGGAGUUUACAGUGAAGGGGAGGUAAGAAAUCCUGUAAGAAAUAUAAAUAAAUAAAUGGACAAACUGAGAAGGUGAUAUAAGGAAUGGAGACCAGCUGUGCCGGAGAAAUUAAGCUAGGUGAUCCUGCCUCCCUAUGUAUGUAUGUAUGUUCUGCCUCUUCCAUCUUUCUGUGCCUAGUCCCAGGGAAGUUUCAGAAUCCUCAGAAGUUCAUGUCGGGAGCAUGAUAUACCUCCAGGCUUUUAGAUAGAUGAACUUGUUAUUGGUGGAACACUUUAUGCCUUCCAAAGGUCAGCACACAUAACCAAUUAGUAGCAUUCCCAUCUAGGGAAAAAGCAUAGGAUCCAAUUUGGAACUUUUGGCUAGCGGGAGAAACAGCUGCAGGCUUCCGUGCAAGACGGCUUCAUGGCAUUUGUGCCUUACCAGCUGGGUUCGUUCUUGUCCUGCCCCUUCCAAACCCAUCAGUUGGCAAAUGCGAUUAGGCAGUGUGCCUUUCUGGUGUGAAAUCGCCCUCACAAUUUUGGGUAGGAGAGAUGUGGCUUUUGUUUCUUAGCCUUGUUCCUGGUGUAUGAUUUCAUGCAACUGUUUCCUUGAUGUAUCAGGCAGUAUUUUCAUUUAAGCAGGAUUUUAAUCACAAGGAAGUUCAUUGGCAUAUUACUUGGAGGCCCUGAUGCUCCGUUUCUUUUGCAGUGGGAUUUGUUCUUGUUCAUGCUUCGUGGUCUUGUUGAGCAUGGAUUAAUGGCAGAUACGGAGAUACAGUGCUGUUUGCAUGACCUCCAGAAACUGCCUUGGCCUUCAGUAAGUAUGCCCAUUUCAGGUUUUUGGGGGUUCAGAGCACAGUUAACACACAAACGCUUUACUUCUCGUUUCCCUUAUGCCAGCUGUGAUAGCUACAGACUGAUCUCAUGUAACUCCUUGCUGACUAAGUGACUAGCAGUUUGUUUCUUGGGCUAAAUUCAAGGUGCUGGCUUUGACUGUUUAAAACCCUAAACCAGGGGAUGGGAGCCUCCGGGUCCUCCUAGGUGUUGCUGGAUUUCUGCUUCAAUGAGCCGCAGCCAGUAUGGCCAAUAGUUAGGGAUGAAAGGAGUUGUAGUCCAACAUCUGGAGAGCCACAGGUUCCCCACCCAUGUCCCCAAACACCUGGUUUCAGGAUGGUUUAUGGGACCAUCGCUUUGGAUUCUACCACCAUGUGUAGUGAGGGCACCCUCCAGAAAUAGGUGCCAUCAUGGAAAGAUCUACCUUCUAGCAAAUCCCUCUCAAGAUCUGCCAGGUCCACUAUUGCAAUCUUCAUGUGGAUAGCAAAAGACUACUUUAGCAGACUUGGCGUUUAGUUUUUCCUGUAUAUUUAAAACAGUCUACAUCUCUCUGCUUGUCAUUUCAUUGUAGUGUUUUAUGAUAUUUAUUUGUAUAAGCCACUUUGCGGUUGAAAGGCAGCCCAUACAUUUUAAUGGAAAAUACUGUCUCGCUUCAGCCUACAUAAAAGUUUCUAAUUUUUUCCAGUUCCCAUGGAACUAAAAAUUAAGAUGAACAAACUGAUGUAAAGGCACAGGGACCACACCAAAGUAAGAGUGCUGUAUGAUGCUGCUGAUCUAUUUAUUUAGAAAGCAAUUAUGCUGUACUUCAGUGAAAGCCCUCCAUGUACAGUAAGGUAAAAAAAGCAGUCAGUAUAAAUGACUAAAAGAAUGCAGCAGCAGCAGCAGCAAUAGCACUUAUGGGCAGUGUUAAUAGGACAGCUUGCAAGCAUAGUGAUUAGCUCUGCUAAGGCUUUUUGUGAACCUUCUCUACAUUAUCCAAAGAAUUGCAUAUUCCCCUAUACUAAUUCAAAUUUUGCUCUGCAUUUUUUCUACAGGACUUCUCCAAGGAACUAGAAGCACUGUUACGAAUAUUUAUUUCUGAGGAGUGCAUUGCAGAACCAAAGACCCUGCCCUGUGAAUUGGUGGGGCAGUCUAGAGGCCCCGUAGCAGCACAAAGCUAGCACAGAGAUGCUUAAAAGCUGCUGAAAUUGUUCAUCACUUCCUGGCUCUGGUUGCGCUUGGGCAUUACUGUGGACCUCCUUGGUCUUCUGCAAAUAAUGCCCAGAUGUUUCAAGGGGAACACAGUGUUGCAUGAGGAGCCAUUUUAAGCACCUUAAUCGGAAUUGCAGGAACAAGUCAAUGUUUCUGCAUGUGACAGCAUAUAGGGUUUAGGCCUAGAGCAGCAAUGGGGACCCCAUGGCCCUCCAGAUGUUGUUGGACUUCAGCUUCCAUUAGGCGCAGCCAGCAUGGUCAGUUGUCAGGGAUGAUGGGAGUCCAGCAGCAGCUGGAGACCAGAGGCUCAUUCCUGUUCUGGAAAGUUGGAAGAGCCUGGAAUCUGAACAGAUGUAUAAUAGACUCCUAGGUGUCUGAGGAUUUUUACUUAGGAAAUUCUCAGUUCUAGUAAUGUUCAUGUGUGGCCUUUGGGGCAGAACUCGUAAUGUAAGACUUCUAUUUAUCAAGAACUCAAGUUUGAAAAAUUUUAAAUCCUUUACUCCUUUUAAAAGGUCAAAUCAUGUCUUAAAAUACAACAAUUUCCCAAGCAUUGGCUUGUGGUUUUUUUUAUGAGUGUUUGCUCAUAAUGUAGAUUUUAGUACAGUAUAUGGUUUUUUUAAAAAAUAAUGAAGGAAGGUUUUCUUUUAUUAGAGAAACAGCUUUAAGUGGCAGCAUUUAAUGAAAUAUUUCCCCUUUUUGAUAGAAUGCUUUGAAGAACUGCAGAGUUGGAAACUCUGGCAUUCCAGCAUGUUUUAAAAGACAAUCCUUUCUUGGGUGUGCUCUAUAACUCUGUAGGCUUACCUAUAAAAACAGACAUUUCCUGUGAGCUGUAGUCCCUCUUCUCCCCUUCCUUUAUUCUUGCACCACAUACUUUUUCUUCAGGAGUCCUGCUUGACUUUUACUUUAUUAAAAAGUAAUUAAUAAAAUGAUUGUAUAUGCCCUA
Molecule: messenger RNA, 30516 nt
Organism: Podarcis lilfordi (Lilford's wall lizard)
Lineage: Eukaryota; Metazoa; Chordata; Lepidosauria; Squamata; Lacertidae
Source: the annotation of a GenBank genome assembly